UAUGUCGUUGAUUAGUUCCUACCCGUAGCGUCGGGAGAGCAUCGGUCGAUGGCCCAAUCAUCGACGUUUACCGGAUGUGACGUCAAGUCCCGUUGCCCAUAGCGCGUGGACAAGUAGCUCCCCUUCAUUUGCCGAGUAUUGAUUGGUUGACGUUACCGGCUAAUAGGUAGUGGGGGGUGCCGGUAUCGAUCAGCCGCGUACGCCUGAAAAUCGGCGUCAUCUUUCUCUUCUUCUCCAGUUGGUGUUGAGUGUGGACGUGUCCUCAGAUCAAUUGAUCAUCAAAUGGAAAACGGAGAAGAUUUCUCAAAGGACGUAUCAGCUGAGGGCCACCAAAACGGUUCAGGAGACGCUCCGAUGGCAGACAGCGGCAGUGCCGACACGCCUGGACGUGAUGAUGAUAGGAAAUUGUUUGUUGGUGGAUUAAGUUGGGAAACGACAGAUAAGGAACUCAGGGAUCACUUUGGACAGUAUGGAGAAAUAGAGAGUAUAAAUGUAAAGACUGACCCAAACACAGGCCGAUCAAGAGGAUUUGCCUUCAUUGUUUUUAGCCAUGCAGAUGCCAUUGACAAGGUAGUUGCUGCUGGUGAACACACAAUCAAUAACAAAAAGGUUGACCCUAAGAAAGCAAAGGCAAGGCAUGGGAAAAUAUUUGUUGGUGGACUGACAACAGACCUCAGUGAUGAUGACAUCAAGAACUACUUCUCACAGUUUGGCAGCAUUAUUGAAGUUGAAAUGCCAUUUGACAAGACCAAGAACCAAAGGAAAGGAUUCUGCUUCAUCACAUUUGAAUCUGAACAAGUUGUCAAUGAGCUCCUGAAGACACCUAAGCAGACCAUUAAAGACAAAGAGGUUGACGUAAAGAAGGCAACGCCAAAACCUGACCAGAUGGGCCCUAUGAUGAUGAUGGGUGGUCGUGGGGGUCGCGGAGGACGCGGUGGAAUGCGUGGUCGUGGAGGCCGUGGCGGAUACAACCAAAACUGGAACCAGGCGUAUGGAGGUGGAUACGGUGGUUAUAGCCAAGGCUAUGGCUACGAUGGUUAUGGUGGUGGCUAUGACUACUAUGGCGGUGGUGGCGGAUAUGGAGGAUAUGGCGGAUACGAUUACUCCAACUAUGGUGGUUAUGGUAAAUACUCAUCUUCCUCCAGACAGUAUCACUAAGUUGUGCGCAAGUGAUGUGUCGAUGACAUUGCCACUAGGCGAAUGUGAGAUGUUGUAUGGUCUAUGGUGUGUGGUAUGAAUGAAUGUCCUUUGGGUUUGUUUGUCACCAUACAGUGCAAAUGCAAAUAGCUAGAUUUUAAAUAUAAAAAAUAUUUACAGUAUUUUUAUUGAUAAUUCAACUUAUCAAGCUUCAUUUUAAGUUUUUGAUUAUCACCAUCAACCGUGUCUUUGACUUGUAUGUAUUGUAUGUUUAUGAUCUCUAUCUGUUUCUGGAUAAAUUUCUCAUUAACAUUUUUGGACAGUUUCAUCCAUGGAAAAAAUCUCUGAUUUCAUUUAAUUUGAAAAUUUACUGCAGGACAGUAUUUUUUUUUUACUUAAUUUCCUGUUCCUCCAUAUGAAAAAUUAGCCAUAUGACAAAAUUUUCUUUCAUCGUAAGUGAUCCAUAAAAACAUAAAGUUAGACACCCUGUAUAUUUUCUGAUAAUCAAAAUUGUCUGAUGUGCUUUGAACAAUGUAAGUAAUGAUAUCUACUUAAUCUCCUAAUAAUCUUUAGAAUUUUUUUUCUUGAGUUGGUGUAUGUUUUUUUUUUAGAGAGAUGUAUUUACUCUAUUGAUUGUAACUGUAGGUUGUUUAGCUUCUAUUAAAACAUACAUAUAUUACUGUGUAGCAAAAAAUCUAAAUCAUCUUAUUAACAAAUUUUAUGUUUUAUGGAUCAUCUAUUGUAGAACAUGCAAGCCUGGAUUUUAUUCAUAACGAACACCAUGACCGUUAUUUUCCAAUUUCAUAAAACUUCUGAUUAUUUGCAAGUUACGUGAAAUUGGCUGUGAACAUGUAUAUUUUUAAAGUAUUUAUACAGCAUAUCAGACUUUAUACAGGGUGUGAUAUUCACACUAUAUACAUAAGUAUAUGAAUAUAUUUAUUUAAGUUUACACUUGUUUAAACUUAAAAAUUUUGAUAAGUGGAAAUACAUUGUGAACUAUGGCUUGAAUAAAGCGCUGUUGAAACUGUAACCCCUCAUAAUGUUUUCCAUUUUCCUCUCACCCACACAUACUGAUAUAAAAUUUCCAAAUUGGCUCAAACGCAGAUGAACAAUUUUCCAAUUAUUUGCUAGAUUGAUUUUGUUGAGUAAUCAAACUAAUUCAGUCUUUUAAUUUGUGUGCAUAAACGCAGAUCAAGGAUAUGGCUAUGAUGGAGGAUACGGUGGUGGACGCACCAACAGUCGCGGAAAAGGUACAUGCGAUGGUGUUCUAGCACGUCUCACAAUCUUUGAACGUUUUUUUUGUUGAUACUGCUUUUAAGUUUUUUGGGAGUUCAUAUAAUAUACUAGCAUGCUCACUGUUAGAUACAAUUGAAUUUGUUGAAUCGGAGCAGUUUCCUUUUGUCCAUUACGUUACCAUUUUUGUAGAGGAUGUAGAGGUUGAUAAGAUAUAAGCCUUCAUUAGGCUUUAUUAAACGUUCUUUCAGCUGAACUUGAACUAUCAAUGGGACAGUUUAGCCAACAUCCUGCAGUGCAGUGCUAUAUACUGAAUAGCUGUGACAGUUUGCAACUUUAACCAACAUGCUGUCAAAUGGCUACUACUAUUCAGCAUAAAAGCCUUGCUCUGCUGGACUGCUUUAUAUUGGCUGAAUGAUCCCAUUGUGAAAUAUUCUGCAAACAGAAUUUCAUGUUGGGCAGCAAUUGUGAAAUACUUGCCCUGGAGUUUAUAUCUCUUGUAUAGUGAGAAGAGAACCUGGGGCAUUAACAGUGCCAUGAGAGAGCUCCAGAUAUUUGGAGCAACCAUGGCUGAAAGGUAUGUACCCUUGUUUCCCAUGGUUGGACAUGUAAACCUAAACUUUUGAAGGAUCAGUAAUGUGGCCAAUUUUUAUCUAUUUCUUGUGAUGGAUAAUUUUUCUCUGCUUCUGUUGCUACCUUAUCUAGACCAUCUUGAUGACCGUUAAGGUGGCACGUCCUUUUUUUGUUUUUAGAUUUCUUUUCAUCUUCCUGUUUGCAGCAGUAUUCCAAAAAAUGUUUUCAUUUAUUUUUGUCAAAAAAUACAAUUUUUCUACAAUCGGAACUUAUAAACAAAUAUAAAUACAGCUCUGAAAUUAUGUGUGAAUAUUCCUCUUUUAUGGAAGAAUGUAAUGACUGAUUACUUUUGUUCUUAUCACUUCAAAAAAUCUAUGAUUUUCUUUAAGCCUCGUCUCGCAGCAAGUUAAGUUUACAAGAAAAGCAAAGAUUUUUCAAAAAGGAAAAGUGAUGAGAACAAAAGUAAUCACUCGUUUCAUUCCUCCAUAAAAGAGGAAUAGUCACACACAAUUUCAGAGCUGUACUUGACUAGUUCCGAUUGCAGAAAAAAUGCACUUUUUGACAGAAAAAAUGAAAACAGUUUUUUAGUCAUCUCUAUACACACCAUGAAAUUAUCGGACGGAAAGGACUUAAAUACUGCUGCAAGCAAAGCAGCAAGAUGAAAAAAAAUCAAAAAGAACGAGCCUCCUUUUAACAAGCAUGAAAUAACACUUGACAUGUGAAAGCAGUGCUAUUUAGUGGACAACUUUUAGUUGUGCUAUGCGAGCCUGGUCAUUUAUGGCAUUUGGCUUCUAUAUCUUUACAAAUUGAAGAGUUGUUAAUGGGCAAAAGAGCUGCUAGAAUUCACUGAACUACAUGACAAGCUUGUAGACAAUUUAGCAAAGUUAUACUUCCAUUUUUGACAGUAUUAGCAGCCAUAAUCUUGUCUUUCCAUUUAGAUCUGUUAGGUAGACACUUGUAUUGAUGAUGUCUGCGAAAUUGCAUUGUAU
Acanthoscelides obtectus is the source of this 3932-nucleotide messenger RNA. Lineage: Eukaryota; Metazoa; Arthropoda; Insecta; Coleoptera; Chrysomelidae. The record is from the annotation of a GenBank genome assembly.